UGGCCAAUGUGGACCAACUGACAGCCUACUGCUGUUGAGUUUGUGUUGCAAAUCUUUCCUGGCUCCUCCUCUAUGUUCUAGACCAAAUACUUUCCUGGCAUAAAUACUCAUCUGUUCAGCUGUGUGUAAAUCUCUUUUAUUAUGGCUUUAGUGGACACACUUCUCCUGAAUGUCUCCAGCACAGGAGCUUUACUCGCUGCUCUUCUGCUGCUUUUGGUUAUUUAUUUCUGCUUCAGGUCUCCAGAAGAUGACCAAGAACUUCCAGGACCCAAACCACUGCCACUUGUGGGAAACCUGCACAUUCUGGACCUUAAACAACUUCAUGUGAGCCUCUGGGAUUUAUCCAAGAAAUAUGGGUCAGUGUUCAAAGUUCAUCUUGGACCCAAAAAGAUUGUGGUUUUGGCCGGAUACAAGACGGUUAAAAAAGCACUGGUGAACCAGGCUGACGAAUUCGGGGAAAGAGACAUAACACCCAUAUUCCAAGACAUGAAUAAAGUACACGGACUCUGCUUUACAAAUGGUGAUAGGUGGAAAACAAUGAGAAAAUUUGCUCUCUCAACUCUUCGAGCCUUUGGAAUGGGAAAGAAACUGAGCGAAGAGAUAAUUAUUCAGGAGACGCGAUAUCUGCGGGAAGUGUUUCAGACCUUCCAAGGAAAUCCCUUUAAUACAACCCAGCCAGUAAAUUAUGCCGUUUCUAACAUCAUCUCAGCUAUUGUGUAUGGAAAUCGGUUCGAAUAUGAUGAUCCAAAGUUUAACGAAAUGGUCAACAGGGCAAACCAGUUCAUCCUCAUGUUGGGCUCUGCUUCCAUACAGAUCUACAACGUGUUUCCAGUGCUUAGGCCGUUACUGAAGACCUGGAGACGGCUUAUGGAAACUUUGGAGAAAUACCAUGCUGAAAUACAGGUUCUGGUGGAUCGCUUGCGGGAGACUUUAAACCCUCUCAACUGCAGAGGAUUAGUUGAUGCCUUCCUCAUCCAAAAACAAAGCUUAGAGAAAUCUGGUGAAAAUGAUUCACAAUAUAAUGAUCUAAACCUGCUCAUGACUGUCUCCAACCUGUUUGCUGCCGGUACUGACACCACCGGCACAACGCUACGCUGGGGUUUACUGCUCAUGGCCAAAUAUCCACACAUACAAGAUCGAGUUCAUGAGGAAAUUGACAGGGUGCUUGGCGGACGUGAACCGGUUACAGAGGACAGGAAGAAUUUACCUUACACAGAUGCUGUGAUCCAUGAAAUCCAGAGACUGGCGAAUAUAGUGCCCUUGAAUCUGCCACAUGAAACCAGCUGUGAUGUGAACUUCAAUGGAUAUCUCAUCAAGAAGGGGACGUGUGUUCUGCCACUGCUGUAUUCUGUUUUGAGAGAUGAGAGCGAGUGGGAGACGCCCAACACUUUCAACCCUGAACACUUCCUUAAUGAGAACGGUCAGCUGAUCAAACGUGACGCCUUCAUGCCCUUCUCUGCAGGUCGCAGGAUUUGUUUAGGAGAGGGUUUGGCCAGGAUGGAGCUCUUUCUGUUCUUCACUUCUCUUCUUCAGUGUUUUCACUUCACUCCUCCACCUGGAGUCUCUGAAGAUGAAUUGGAUCUCACACCAGUUGUGGGUCUUGUCUUGAACCCCUCACCACACAAGCUGUGUGCAGUCAGUAGGGCAGAAAAACACAACCUCAGGUCAUAAAUAAAAUAGCAGAAUAACUAAAUCAGUAUAUGUGACCCGUCACGGAAACCAGGGACUCAAGUCGGCAGCACAAGUUUCGAGAAAAUGAGAAACAAAGUUUUUUUUUUCGAAAUUUGUGAUUUUCGUUUUAUUGCAGAAUCUGUUAGUUGAGAUCACGAAGAAGCCUCUCCAUGUUUGAGAUAGCAGUUUUUGUAUAUUUAAAAGCGUACAUUUUGCGGUUAAAAUAGGCUUGUUUUUCCGGAGAUUCUAGCGUGCAGCGGGGGGCGUCAUUGUCUGUGUGUAUAUUUACAUACUGUAUAAGCUUGUGUUUUCGCCUCCGCCCCCAAAGGGAACAGCGUGACUACUAAAUAAGGAUAGUUCGCCCAAAAAUGAAAAUAAUGUAAGUAAUGACUCACCCUUAUGUCGUUCUAAACUCGGAAGACCUCCGUUCAUCUUCGGAACACAGUUUAAGAUGUUUUAUCGUUAGAUUUAGUCCGAGAGCUUUCCCCUUCAUUGAAAAUCUAUGUAUGGUUUCCAUGUCCAGAAAGUUAAUAAAAACAUCAUCAAAGUAGUCCAUGUGACAUCAGUGGGUCAGUAAGAUUGUGUUGAUGCAUCGAAAAUAUAGUUUGGUCCAAAAAUAGCAGAAUUACGACUUUAUUCAGCAUUGUCUUCUCUUCCGGCUCGAGCGUGAAGUCACGUGACUGUAGUGACGCGCUGCCCUGUUCCUCAGAUAUGUUUGCUAAGUUUUUUUUUUUUCAAACUUAUAGCCUGCGUCUCCCCAGACUGUAAAGCUCGGGCGCACAAAACAAAAGAAAAAUAAAAGAAGCUGGGGCGGAACAAAUAACAGUCAGCCGCAUCGUACGUCAGCCGCGUCACUGACUUUAUGCGGCGCCGCAGUCGGAAGACGUCAAAGUACCGCGAGAGCUCUUCAAGAAAUCUUACGGAGUAGUUUAAUUUCGACUCGCUCUCGCGGUACUUUGACGUCAUCUGUAUGUCAGUUCUUGCAGCUCAGCAUGAGUCCAAACACACAGAAGUUACACAGAUAUCGUUGUAUUCUUCAUAUAAUUGGCUACAUGUUUUGUCUAUCAAUAUUUUCCAUGAAGUCAUUGGCUGAUGGAGGAACGAGCGAGCCAUUGGUAACAUCUCUAAAGGAUGUCACGUUUUCGACGGCGCUGUUUGGAUAAUCUAUUAAACUACUUCCCUAUUUUAAAUACAAACUUUGAAGGCGGGUUCAUGUGUUUAACGGAGUGUAAGCUCAUAUACCCUUACAUGUUACGAUUUAAAUAGUCUUCAGAUUAUAUAUUAUAUUGUAUUACCAGACAUUCAUGCGAAAUCUGAUGUAAACAAUCUAUAUUUCACGGAUUAUUCGCAUUUGUGGACAAAUAUGGUCAUUGGAUAAUCUGAAACAGACUGGAUUCGACUUGUGAUCCCCACAAAGGUAAAAGAGUCAUGUUUAUUUUUGCGGGUUGUCAUUUGGUCAUAAAAUACUACAUAUGAUGCUAGAACAUCUCAAAAAGGGUUUUACAGGGGGCAUGGCUUAGCUAAAUGAGAUGUAAAUGAGCCCUAUUGUCUCCCCCAGCUGAAAAGAAGAGUCCCUUUCGUCUCGAUUUUCUCGGUUUGAGUAUUUCUGAGUUCCUAUAUUCAAAUGGCCACAACUUCUCCAAAUCUUAUCAGAUUUCCAUGUGUUACACAUCGUUGGAAAGUUUAGGAACUGCACUUUCAGAAUCUGUGAAUAACUCAAAAUGCCCAGAUCCGACUUGUGUCCCUACUUUCCGUGACUGGUCACAUAUACCUAAUGAUCGUAAAACAUAAAGACUCUUACAGUUGGUCCAGUGACUUCUUUUUCGGGUGUGAAGCUCAUCAAAACGUACAUUUAGCCCGUCAUGUGUGUGGCUCAUCGUGUCAAAAUAUGUGUUUUUGCAUCAUGUGAAAAUACGAGCUUGCUGCAGACACUACGUUUGCCAGAUACGCAUUAAAUUUAAUGUGUAAUCAGAGUUUAGUAUUAAGUUAGUGUCUUGCAAGUAUUUUGUAAACAUGAGUGUCCCUUUCUCAUAAACCCUUUCGACGUUGUGCAGCAGGGACGUAUUUUGACAAGAAGCACCAUUCACAAAAUUUGAAAUUGCACCAAUCGGAAGAGAAGUCAUCGGCUUCCACUGGACACUUGUUUCACAUUAUAAGAUUCUUAGACUAUUAUAUUAUCUCAUUAGCUUUUACAUCACACAUGUACAUUCUGGGCCUUAUCAUAUUCAAUUGUUGGUGUAAAAAUGUAUAAGCUGUAUAAAUAUAUAUAGAUCAUUAAUGCAUUUGACAGAUACUUGUAUGCAAACUGACUAACAGGGCAUUUAAGCUAUACAUUUAUCAGUAUUUGUGUUCACUGGGAAUCAAACCCAUGAUCUUCUCGCUGCUAACCCAAUGAUCUACCAGUUGAGCACAGGAACAUGAUAUUUCUGUAAUGAUUAAAUAAAAUACUCUUCUAGAGGAAAUCAAAUCAGCUUCAUUCAUAUUUUGAAAAGAAGACUGCAAAUUAGUCACGGCUUUUGCUCAUUUCACCACUUUUUCUUCAUUAUGUGCAUAAAAUAAAUCAAACAUCUUUAAAUGAGCUGAUGCUGCUCCCUGCUGGACAUUUGUUACAAAAUCAAACCUGGCAUGAUAAAAGAGACAAGUGUGAUACACAUGUAAGUAAUACUUGCUCUAAUUCGACCAAU
Messenger RNA from Paramisgurnus dabryanus, 4355 nucleotides. The record is from RefSeq and is a predicted model, not a curated record. Lineage: Eukaryota; Metazoa; Chordata; Actinopteri; Cypriniformes; Cobitidae.